AUGGAAUCGAGACCCGCAAGAAAACAGGUUGAUGAUUCUAUGCUCAAAUUUGGACCAACAAAAGUAUCCCCCGAUCGAUCUGGCGUAUUUUACAAUAUAUGGUAUAAUAAAUGGUCAGGUGGAGACAGGGUAAAAGAAAAAGCAAAAACCCGAUGUAAAAUAGAACGUGACGCGGGUAUGACGAAAGGAGAUAGAACGAAAAAUACAUAUUUUUGUCUAUAUUUUGCUCGAGGUUGUUGUCCAUAUGGAAGCGAAUGUAGUUAUUGGCAUAGAUUACCAACAGAAUCAGAUUUGUUAGACACGACAAUAGACGCGUUUGGACGCGACAAAUUUGAAGAAUAUCGUGAGGAUAUGGGAGGAGUCGGUUCAUUUAAUAGAGAAAAUCGGACGCUUUAUGUUGGGUACAUUCAUAUUGGACCUAAUAUAGAGGAAAUUGUCCGAAAACAUUUUAGUGAAUGGGGAGAAAUAGAAAAAAUUAAAAUUUUGAAAGAUAAAGGAGUAGCUUUCGUAACAUAUGAACGUUCACUUAACGCAGAAUUUGCAAAAGAGGCGAUGUGCAAUCAGAGUUUAGAUCAUGAUGAGGUACUUAAUGUUAGAUGGGCCACAGAUGAUCCAAAUCCUCGUGCUAAAGAAGAGUAUAAGCGUAAAGCCGAAGCCUUGGCGGCCCAAGCGAUACAAAAAAGUCUACCUGCAGAAUUUACUCUUAAUGCCGAUUAUACAAAUAAACGACCUAAAAUAGAGGAAACCAAUAUUCGAGAUCAAUAUUAUGGCCUUGAAGGAUAUGAAUCUUUAGAAUAUUUUGAUCCGCCAAUGAUUAUAAAAACACAAUAA
Molecule: messenger RNA, 831 nt
Organism: Diversispora eburnea
Lineage: Eukaryota; Fungi; Glomeromycota; Glomeromycetes; Diversisporales; Diversisporaceae
Source: the annotation of a GenBank genome assembly